This is a messenger RNA of Cebus imitator (Panamanian white-faced capuchin), 1767 nucleotides long. It is a transcript of the gene SCLY, whose product is annotated as selenocysteine lyase. The record is from RefSeq and is a predicted model, not a curated record. The transcript is spliced from 12 exons. Bases 229 to 1467 code for a protein of 412 amino acids. Lineage: Eukaryota; Metazoa; Chordata; Mammalia; Primates; Cebidae.
UGAGGUUUGCAGGUUCUGGGGAAGCGGAGCCUGCCGGCAAAAGGGCACAGCAGAAGGGAAGGGCAGAGGACUUGGAGGUGACCUGGCAGAGCCCCUGAGCCCGGGCAGAACUUCGGGGUUCAUUCGGAGCCGUAUCGGGCCUCGGAGGUCGAUCAGGGCGCGAGGCGAUGUGUUUUGAAGGAGUCCUUCUGGCUGCUUCCUAUAAAGUAGGGGCGCAGGAAGGUUUAUAUGGACUAUAAUGCAACCACUCCCCUGGAGCCAGAAGUCAUCCAGGCCGUGACCGAGGCCAUGUGGGAAGCCUGGGGAAAUCCCAGCAGUCCUUAUCCGGCAGGAAGAAAGGCCAAAGAUACUAUAAAAGCAGCUCGGGAUAGCCUUGCGAAGAUGAUUGGUGGGAAACCUCAAGACAUCAUCUUCACUUCCGGGGGCACUGAGUCAAAUAAUUUAGUAAUCCAAUCUGUGGUGAAACAUUUCCACGUAAACCAGACCUCAAAGGGAGACACGGGUGUGCACCACAGCCCAGUAGAGGGGGCCAAGCCUCAUUUGAUCACUUCCUCUGUGGAACACGACUCCAUCCGACUACCCCUGGAGCACCUGGCAGAAGAACAAGCGGCAGAGGUCACCUUUGUCCCGGUGUCCAAGGCGAGCGGGCGGGCAGAGGUGGACGACAUCCUUGCAGCCGUCCGCCCAACCACACGCCUCGUGAGCAUCAUGCUGGCCAACAAUGAGACUGGUGUCAUCAUGCCUGUCCCUGAAAUCAGCCAGCGCAUUAAAGCCCUGAACCAGGAACGGGCAGCAGCCGGGCUGCCUCCCAUCCUUGUGCACACGGAUGCUGCACAGGCCUUGGGGAAGCGGCGCGUGGAUGUGGAGGACCUGGGUGUGGACUUCCUUACAAUCGUGGGGCACAAGUUUUAUGGUCCCAGGAUUGGCGCACUGUAUGUACGAGGACUUGGUGGCUGUACCCUUCUCUACCCCAUGCUGUUUGGAGGUGGACAAGAACAGAAUUUCAGACCAGGGACAGAGAACACCCCAAUGAUUGCUGGCCUUGGGAAGGCUGCAGAGCUGGUGACCCAGAACUGGGAGGCUUACGAGGCCCACAUGAGGGACAUCCGGGAUUACCUGGAGCAGAGGCUGGAGGCUGAAUUUGGUCAGAAGAGAAUCCAUCUGAAUAGUCAGUUUCCAGGGACCGAGCGGCUUCCCAACACCUGCAACUUCUCCAUCCGGGGACCCCGGCUUCAAGGACGCAUGGUGCUCGCACAGUGCCAAGUGCUGAUGGCCAGUGUGGGGGCCGCGUGCCACUCGGACCACGGGGACCAGCCAUCCCCAGUGCUGCUGAACUCUGGCGUCCCCUUCGAUGUGGCCAGGAACGCGCUCCGGCUCAGUGUGGGCCGAAGCACCACCAGGGCCGAGGUGGACCUCGUCGUGCAGGACCUGAAGCAGGCGGUGGCGCAGCUGGAGGACCAGGCCUAGCGCCGGUGCCCUCCCUGCCUGCUCCUAGGAAGCCCAUCGCAGGGCACAGGGUUGUCCCUUCAGCUCCCUCCUACGGGCUGUGCCAGGAUGACUGUCUCAUGCCCCCUUCUGCAUUUGGUCCUGGAGCGCCUGCAGGGUAGUGUGCACUUCCCCCCCAAACCCUGCCCGGCUUCCUUCCCUGGACCCCUGCGGAGCUCACAGGGCCCGGGACACCAAUGCCCGCAUGGGACCACCCACAGCAUAGGACCACCCACAGCAUAGGACAGCCCACAGCAUAGGACCACCCACAGCAUAGGACAG